Messenger RNA from Cladocopium goreaui, 886 nucleotides. The record is from the annotation of a GenBank genome assembly. Lineage: Eukaryota; Dinophyceae; Suessiales; Symbiodiniaceae.
CUCAGGCUCAGUUCGUACAUCGUCUUCAGGAAAGCAAUCACUUCUUGGCAUUUCGCAAUGGCAGGAAUUGAAACAACGUGCUCCCGAUGCCAGGGUAAGGGACAUGGUGCUGCUGAUUGUCACUUGCCCUUCUUCCGCAGCUGUGAAUACUGCAAGACUGCAGGUCACACUGCUAGGGAGUGCCCGCUCUUGCGGCAAUGUACUUACUGCAAAUGUGAGGGUCACACCAAUCGCAACUGUGCCAAGCUACUGGCGAAAAGAGCCAAGGCACGAGCGUCAGAUGAUUCAAAGAGUGAGACGUCUGAGGCCAGCAAUGGUCAGUCUGGUGUGAGCACAGCUUCGACAUGGGCAUCAUCACUUCCCAAGAAGCAGCAUUGGAAGCGAUGGACUGAACCACAGAAGCCUCGGAUGCAAGCCUUGACUGAAGAUGAAGAAAAACAGGCACGCAAGGUUGAGAAGAAAUUGCGCGAGAUUGCAGCUUUGGAAACUCGGCUUGCUGAAGGGGAAACUUUGGAGGAUUUGCAGCAGAAGAAGGUUGACAAGAAGUCAGAGUUUGAGGAGUGUGAGGUCAUGCGUAAGUUGCGCUCUGGCUAUAGACGAUGCGAGCUACCAGCCAAAGGCCUGAUUGAAGCAAAGUAACGCCAGGUGUGUCCAGGCGUGUCAAAUACGAGCCAUGAAGUGUAGAUGCAUAGAAGUUUAUAGUUGCUUUCACCCAAGCAGCACCCUUUGUGCAGUGUGCAGAUGCAGUCUGGUGUUAGCUAGCUCAUGGCUUGCCUUGAUCACUUUACAUUUAGAAGAUCUUUCCAGUUUGCCAGUUGAGUCUGGACAUGUGUACAGCAAACAAGAGUCGAACACGACUAGGAGAAUAGAAAUUCAGGGGAAACAA